AUGAAAAUAUUGUGGCAUGAUUCGCACUCUACUCUCUUCCUCCAGGUCGUUUUGGAGUUCCCAAAAUUGGGCGAUGGACCCUGCCAUCUGCAUCAAGUGUUAUAG
Chondrus crispus (carragheen) is the source of this 105-nucleotide messenger RNA. RefSeq lists its product as hypothetical. Bases 1 to 105 code for a protein of 34 amino acids. The transcript has a single exon. NCBI's taxonomy places the organism in Eukaryota, Rhodophyta, Florideophyceae, Gigartinales, Gigartinaceae. The record is from RefSeq and is a predicted model, not a curated record.